AUGAUCACGACUUUCAUCUUACAAUGCAUAAUAUUAAUCGAAAGUAAGCUUGAUCCAUGUCCAAUAUCAUGGCGAUUACCUUGUCCACUUCCUCCAUGGUCACCGACAUACAAUAUGCAAUUAUCGACUCAAUAUUAUUUCUAUUCAAGUGAAGGAUUUUAUGAUAAUGCCACUGUUGCAUUUGCUGCUUUACACGGUGUUGUUGGAAUUGAUUGGGCUAAUCAUUAUGGCUUACCAAUGCACCGAGAAGAAACUUUAGCUCAACAAGCAGCAAUUAUCAAAAAUGUUAAUCCUCAAACACGCGUUUUUGUGUAUCGCCAAUCCGAAUUAGCAUUGAAUAUAUUCGAUAACGGUGCGAAAGUCAUGUAUGAUCCUUCGAAAACGAACUGGUUCGUUUUAUUUCCAAAUGGAACUAUUUAUAAUGAUUCAACUAAAGUUGGCAACUAUCGCAUGGAUCAAUUCUGCUGGGAUCAUCGAAAUCCAGAUGUCCAAGAUUAUUUUGUCAAUUCUUAUGUCGCCAGUGCGUUCAAUCAAUCUGUUGUCGAUGGAAUCUUUUAUGAUGAUGAUGGAGGUAUUUGGGAUGAACGACAAAAUUAUCCAAAUUACACUGAAGAAUAUCGCAAAUCGGUCGAUGCAGCACAACAAGUAUCUCUAAAUCGAGCUUGGGAACUUGGUCUUAAAUACAAGAAACAUGCUUGGCAAGCAUGGUUAAGUCCUACUAUUCCAACGAGUGACGAUAAACCAGCUGUUUGUGCGGAGAAAAUGAGAACGGCAAUGUCAAUGAAAAAUGUUCCUGUUACUUUCCCCGCUAUGUACAAUGGUGCGUGUGAUCAUCCAUGGGAAGAGUGUAAAGAUCUCAAACAACAAUUAGCAGCAUUUCUUAUUGCUCGUGGGGAUUACUGGUUAUUUUUCACGCCUAAUACAUGGUGGAAAGAAGGAUUUGAAGCUGAUUAUGGUGAACCGUUAGAAGAUGCCUCGGAACCAUUUGCGAACUUCUUCGUACGAAAGUGGAGUAAUUGCUUUGUUUAUCUAGAUUGUAAUAAUUUCGUUUCGGAUGUUAUUUUUCAUUCGAAGAACGAAGAGAAAUUUGUACGAGAAAAUGGUUCAACUGUUUUUAAAUAUUUUCUUUAUUUCUAUCACAUGUUUUGUCGAGUUUGUCGCUUAUUUUCCUUUUAA
Molecule: messenger RNA, 1176 nt
Organism: Adineta ricciae
Lineage: Eukaryota; Metazoa; Rotifera; Eurotatoria; Adinetida; Adinetidae
Source: the annotation of a GenBank genome assembly